Molecule: messenger RNA, 1758 nt
Organism: Besnoitia besnoiti
Lineage: Eukaryota; Apicomplexa; Conoidasida; Eucoccidiorida; Sarcocystidae
Product: WD domain, G-beta repeat-containing protein
Exons: 4
Coding region: 1-1758 (585 amino acids)
Cellular component (GO): mRNA cleavage and polyadenylation specificity factor complex
Molecular function (GO): protein binding
Source: RefSeq, a predicted model, not a curated record
AUGGCCGGCGGCGGCGCGUUCUUCUCUUCUUCGCUGGGCGGCGGCGCAGGCCUCGCAGAUGACAGCGGAAACUUCUCAGGCUUCGCGCAAACCCGGCUGGGCAUCGACAGGCCUGCGGUUGACGGCGUCUCCGCCGUCGUUCCGCUCUUGACCUCUGGGGUGUAUGAACACCGCGUCUGGCCCCGACUCCGCGCGAGCCGCCCCCACGCUCUCUGGAGCCGAGAGGUCCUGCCUCCGCACAGUCUGCCGCCGUGGUCGGGGACUGCAGCCACGCCUUUCCUCGCGAGUUCCUGUGUGAAUCGGACGCGGACAGCCUGCACUCGCCUGAAGUGGUUCCCUAACGGCCAGCGGCUGCUGGCAGGGACGCAGCCGGGCGAGCUGGCGGUCUGGUCAGGCACUUUCUUCGGAUUUGAAGACCUCAAGCGCCUGCCGCAAGGUGGCGGCGCGAUCACUGCGAUGGAGUGGAGCGGCACAGGCGACAGGCUCUUCGUCGGAGACGCCUCGGGGCUCGUCGUCGUCCUCUCCCAGGCGCUCAACCCUCUCGAAAACGAGCCUCUCAAGGGUCUUAGCCACCCCGUUCUGGCGCUCUCCGCGUCGCCGCUCACGUCGCAGCUUCUCGCGGGAUGUGCAGACACCGUGGACCCGCUCAUUUGGGACGUGAACCGGCUGUCGGUGUCGCGCGUCCUCCGCGCGCCGAAUCUCGACAGCAGCUCUUCGUCCUGCCUCCAUUGGCAUCCCCUCAACUCACUCAUCGCCUCGGGCUCAAAGUCCAGCUGGAUUUACCUCUGGGAUCCGCGCGACGCGCAGCCCGUCGCGACCCUCCAGCCGCAUCGAGGCACCAUCAACAAAGUCGUCUUCCAUCCGCACGGGUCGCUGUUGCUGACGUGCAGCCGCGAUACGCUGAUUCGCUCGAUCGACUUGCGGAUGCUGCGCCCGCUGCAUCUGUUUCGCGUACCCCGGCCUUCCGCUUCGUCUUCCUCUUCUUCGUUGGCGUCGGGGGGGGCUCCGGGCGCGGCGGAGCCGCUGCAGCUCGCGCUGAAUCCUGUGCACUCGAACCUGUUUGUGACUGGCGACAACCAUGGCCAGCUGACCUUUUUCUCGCUGCUGCAGCCGGCCGCGCCGCUGCUGCAGCUGCAGGAGGCUCACGGCGGCGUGGCGCCCUCCGGCCCCAGCGAGCGGGCGGAGGGCGCGGUGGUCGCGCUCGACUGGCACCCGCUGGGGAAUCUCCUCGCCUCCGCCGCGGAUAGCCGGCUGAUGCGCUUCUGGUCGCGCGGCGUCUGCGGCGGCGUCGCGGGGGACGCGAUGCAGACCGUGAAGCUCGUCGAGCUGCAGAACGGCGGCCUCUCCGGCGACUUUCCCGUCGCCGUCCGCUGCGUGAAGAACCGCGAAGUCGUCGACAAACGCAAGCGCGCCCGACGCCUCGUAGGUGGCGGCAGCUUUCGCCCAAUCUGCGAGAGCGACGCGCCGGACGCGCUGGCUGCCGGCGCCGCCGCCGCCGCUGGGCACGCGUCGGCGCGGAGGAGCGAGACGAGCGACGAGGAAGAAGACGCGGAAGACUGGGACGGCUGGCUGGGCAGCUCGCAAGCGCCGCGGACGCCCGUGAAGGCCUUCCCGCGGAUCGCGAGGGCCUGGCUGGUCGGGCGCAGAUCUCCCGCUCCUGGCGACGCGCAGAUCGCGACGCCGACGGAGGGCGGCGAGCAGGGCGCGCGAAAGCGAAAACUGGGUGACGCUGCGGAACCCGAGGGCGAGGCGACGUGA